ACAGCUACGGAUAGUGACAGGAGAAUGGUUUUUUGAAGAGAGAGCAAAGCGCUUCAAACAAUCAAAUCUUCUUGGAACCGAUGUUGUCAGACAAUCUAUCCUGCGCAAAUUCCCAGAUACAGUUUCCAGUAAGGACGAGGGAAGAACAUCUAAAGAUCAACCCCAAGAGAAUGCAGAAGAAAGGCCAGAUGUAUCAGUCACCUCCACAAAUGGGCAUAAAUCAGUCUUCAGUGGACCUAGAAAGAUAGGGAAGGUAAUUAGGACGGUUACCAAAGGAGAAGUUGCAAAUGCAAAAUAUGAAGGUGAAAGGAACACAGGCUCAGAAGCUGAAACCCAAAGUCUACGCAGUGGCAAGUCAACGCCUUGCUCUGAGAGAGGGAGCACCCUUUCGCUGAACAGCAGUGAUGCAGAGGCUGCUGCAGGCCACCUGAAAGGGGCCGUGGGUCCUGUGGACAGAGGCAGUGUUUCCAUACCUUCCCUCACGAGGUCUCUGGCACUCGGCAUGCGCAGCAUGACUGCAGAUUAUAGCAGGGACACUGGCUCAGAAAAUGGCAUGAUUAUUCCAGCAAGUGAAAGUGUGCCUGAAGAUUUAGUAAAGCAGCACUGUAGGAAAGCAUCUGGAACACCUUCCAUUGCGGUUUCUAGGGUAUCUUUGUCAUCAGAUCGUAGCCGAUCUGAGAUAGAUUUGAGUGAAUCUUUCUCUGAAGGAAAUGAGGAUACUCUGAGCAUAAGAAGCAAAUCUGUACCUAGUGCCUUAGAUCAGGAACUGGAUUAUCUGGAUGAAACAGAAGGAGAUAUUGAUGAGAUAAUGGCCUCUCGUUAUUCAAGGAAACAUGGACAGUUGACAAGUGGAUUAUCAACAAGCUCCCCAGAAGGCUCUGACAGAAAAUGGACGUAUUUAAAUGUGCCUGAAACAGACGGUGAUACUACCAGCAUUAACAGCAUGCUGAGUGUAUAUAGUGAAACUGGUGACUAUGGCAACGUGAAGGUCAGCGGCGAAAUCCUUCUCAACAUCAACUACAGCUACAAAACGGGUGCCCUCAACAUCCUGGUAAAAAGUUGCAGAAACCUGGCUGUUGCAGAUGAGAAGAAGCAAAGGACUGAUCCAUAUGUCAAAGCAUACCUUCUGCCUGAUAAGUCUCGCCAAAGUAAACGCAAGACCAAAAUUAAAAGUAACAGCACCAAUCCAGAAUUUAAUGAAACACUGAAGUAUGUCAUCAGCCACACUCAGCUAGAAACCAGAACCCUGCAGCUUUCUGUCUGGCACUAUGACAGAUUUGGACACAACAGUUUCCUUGGGGAGGUGGAAAUUCCAUUUGAUUCCUGGAACUUUGAAAAUCAGUGUGAUGAGUGGUUUGUGCUCCAGCCCAAGGUAAGUGUUUCCAGGGGCCAGUGA
This is a messenger RNA of Leptosomus discolor (cuckoo roller), 1396 nucleotides long. The record is from RefSeq and is a predicted model, not a curated record. NCBI's taxonomy places the organism in Eukaryota, Metazoa, Chordata, Aves, Leptosomiformes, Leptosomidae.